CUGCUUUCUGUCAUUGUUGUCUCUGCCCCCGGUGCACCGUCGAAUUCGUGCUGGCCGCUGGUGCGCUCUGUCUCAUAGCUGCUGUCUCGUCGCCGAAGCCGCCAGACGCUGUCCUACCCAGCCAUCAGCGCUGCGUCCAAAGCUGCGGCGCCGGACAUCCCCCCCCCCAAUAGCCCGGUCAAACGACGUUUGGUGUCUCUUCUGCGCCCUCCAGGCAUGCGCACAUGCUCCAGCGAGCAUUCAUAACACCGACCUGUAGCGCCUCGCACGCCGACCCGCCUCCCCAACCUCGAUCCACACUAGAGACAUAUCUCGCCCGCGCGUACCCCAGACGCUCCCAGCCAACGCGCUGCCCGCCUCGCGUGCAGACCGAAUGCGUGCGUGACCGGCACCAGCUGCCAUUGUAACGUCCCCCGGGCUGCAGACCCGGCGCCAUGUCGUUCCUGUUCGGCAAGAAGAACAAGCAGCAGAGCAGCGCGCUCCCCUCGGCCACACCAGAGACCCCUUCGUCGCAUGGCCCCGGCGCUCAGGCCGCGCCGCCAAAUGGACCCCCUCGCGAGAAGGACAGCGGCCGUCCAGGGCCACAGCCGCAGACCAACACGUCGACGCCGAGCGGCAGUGUGAACAAUUCGCUGAGCUCCCUGCAGGGCCGUGACGGCCAGGGUGCAACCGCGCCUGAACCCAAGGCCCUGCGGGAAAGAGCAGGGUCCAACGAACAGGGUGCACUGCAAAACGGUAGGCCUGCGAACGCUCCUCAAGAAUCUCCCUACCCGUGGUCCUCCCGUCGCUUGAACUUUACUGCCGGCAACCCGUUUCCCCGCUACGGCGCUGCGAUCAACUCAGUCGCCUCCAAAGAUGGCACAGUCUACCUCAUGGGAGGUCUUGUUGGCGGCGCAACAGUCAAGGGCGAUCUCUGGCUGACCGAGAUGGGCAACGGGAGCAUGGCCUGCUACCCCAUCUCGACUACUGGAGACGGACCUGGGCCCCGUGUAGGGCAUUCCAGUCUGUUGGUUGGUAAUGCUUUUAUUGUCUUUGGUGGAGACACAAAACUGGCAGACAACGACGACCUGGAUGAUACCCUUUAUCUUUUGAAUACCUCGACAAAACACUGGUCACGGGCAUUGCCCCAGGGCCCACGCCCUACGGGACGUUAUGGACAUACACUGAACAUCUUGGGCUCAAAGAUCUACAUCUUUGGUGGACAAGUGGAAGGUUUCUUCUUCAACGACCUCGUGGCUUUCGAUUUGAACUCCCUCCAGUCGUCGGCCAGCCGCUGGGAGGUUCUGCUCCCAAAUACCAAGGAUCAGUCUUCUCCUCAGGGCCGAUCGCCACCCGCUCGCACGAAUCACUCGGUAGUGGCAUGGACGGACAGGCUCUACCUGUUCGGCGGCACAGACGGUGUUACCUGGUUCAAUGAUGUUUGGACAUAUGAGCCACGCUCUAACACCUGGACUGAGCUUGAUUGCAUUGGCUACAUCCCUGUGGCUCGCGAGGGCCAUUCUGCCGCCCUUGUCAACGACACCAUGUACAUCUUCGGUGGUCGCACACAAGAAGGCGUCGAUUUGGGAGACCUUGCAGCCUUCCGUAUCACGUCUCGUCGUUGGUACAUGUUCCAGAACAUGGGGCACUCGCCCUCUGCCCGGUCAGGUCACAGCAUGACCGCAUUUGGAAAACACAUUGUCACCCUUGCGGGCGAGCCCAGCUCUUCUAUCAGCGAAAGAAACGAGCUGAGCAUGGCCUACAUUUUGGAUACAUCGAAGAUUAGAUAUCCUCCUAAUGAGAGUGCGGCUCCUCAGCAAGCGAUCAAUACUCCUCGCAAGUUGAGCGGAGGCGAACGUAGCAACAUUCCUCAGAGCAGGAACGGGCCACCGCCAAAUCGCGAAAGCAUGUUACCUGGACCACAACCACAACCACAACAACACCAGCAACACCAACAACGAGCUCCGGAUAUGUCGAACGGAAUGGGACCGGGUGGGUCGAGGUUACCUCGUGCAGCUGGACAGGCACCUUCCGGACCUCCACCCCUUCAGCAACCACCUCAACCGAGGAUGAAUGGCGCUAAUCCUCAGGCAGUCCCAGCUUCUAGAAGCAAAACACCGACAAAAGCGGAGCGAUCUCUCGGGCCUUCUAUCGACACCGAGGCCGCGUCUUCGUUCGACAGAGAGAACCUCUCGCCAACCGCUAGAGACAGCCCGUCCGGUGCAGAACUUCAGCGCAAAGGCUCCGACGCCGUCAGCCAGCGCACGCCAAAGGAGUCCAUGGAUACAACGCGAUCUGGAAGUCUGACCUCGCGGAACACAUCGAGAACGCAAUCACACAGGCAGCAGCCGUCUCACGACACUAUAGCUAGCAUUGAACAAGAAACACCCAGGCGAUCAAUGGAAACCCCACAGCAACGCGCUCUGAGCAGAGAGGCGGAUAAUCGACAAGUUGAUAGUGGUCUGGGUGCUUCGCCGGCAGUCGCCCACAUCAAUGACGAUGUCGUUCGCGAGCUCGAUGUUGCUAAAAAUCGCAAUGCAUGGUACGCUUCGGAGCUCGCCUUAGCACGCAAAGCUGGCUACCAUCCCGCCACCUCGACGAGCCCCAUGUUUGACGAACGAUCCGCUGAUACCUUCCAAGAUGAGGAUCGACCGCUGCUCGAGGCUCUACUAAAGAUGAAGGCAGAGGUCGACCGUGUACAGACUUCAAUCAAGACACAAGGGUCAGACGCGGCGAAACGGAUUGCAGAAGUGGAACGGCAACGAGACGCUGCCAUCAGUGAAGCCAUUUACGCGAAGACGAAGCUGGCAGCUCAUGGUGGCGGCAGUCAGGCAGGUACUCCACAGCUCGAUGGCAGUCGCAACACGGACACUCCCGAUCUGGACCGUAUGAACGACAUCAGCCGACGCCUGGCUGCAUCGCUGGCCGCUCAAGCAGGACUGACCACGUUGGUCGAGAAGUUGACUCAGGAGGUCGAGGCCGAAAAGAAGGCCAAGCAACUGGCCGAUGAGACUGCAGAAGCUGCGCAAGCACGUGUGCAAGAACUGGACUCCACUCGACAAAAGGCAGCUGCCGAAUCUGAAAGUCUACGAGCUGAGCUGCAUGAGGCGCAACGCGUAGCGAGAGAAAUGUCUGCCAGCGCCGCCGAAGCCGAGACAUCCUCCCGUCUGCUCGCUGUUGACAAGGAAGAGCUGAGUGCCAAGGUUGCUCAUUUCUCUUCUCAGUCGACGAACCAUGCUGCAGUACUGGAGACACUACGCGAAGCUGUUGCUGCAUCUUCAGAGAAGUCAAGUCUGCUGGAAAGGAAGCUUGAAGAAGAACGCGGUCAGAGGGAAGAUAUACGGCAGAAGUUCAGUCAAUUGCGUGCUGAACAUGAGGCCCGUACAACAGAGCUCGAGAUCGCCUCUCAAAAACUGCGCGAUGCUGAAGAGCUGGCAGAGAAGCAUGCAGCAGAAGCACGUCUUCAUCAGGCAGCUGUGCUGUCUGGUCUGGGAAGCAUUGCUGCCCACGCUCCCGCAAAUGACAAUGUCGCAAACGAACGCGUCAGCAUACUACAACAACAAGUCGAAGCCGCAAACGCUAUGGCGCGCAAGAACCAGGCGGCUGCCGACCAGGCUUCCGAAAAGCUGCGUCGCGCUGAGGAGAGGAUCGCCGGCCUCGAGGCCUACCAAGAACAGUCCAGUCGUGAAGGUCUCACGAUUCGCAAACAGUUGCAGCAGGCCAUGAGGGACGUGCAAGCCUCCGAGGUGGAGAAGGCUGAGCUCCACCAACAGCAUGAGCGCCUGCGACUGGAGAGUAACGCGUUCGAGGUUCAACUGAAAACGCUCAAGAAUCUUCUUGAGGAGAGAGGAGUCAACCCUGUUGACCACCGCCGUUCGAGAGUGCUGGACAGCCCGAACUCACGGUUCGGCACUCCGGAGCUCAAUCGCGUCAGAGAGCUUGAGCAACAAAUCGACUCAAUGAACAAGGUGCACGAGGAGUUGCGUGCUUCUUUCGAGCAGCGCGAACACGAUGUCAGCAGGGACUGGGAGGAGAAAUUACAGGCUCUGCACAAUGAUCAUCAGGCAGCCGUCAAAUACCUACGAGGUACAGAGAAGAUGCUUGCUAAGAUGAAGCAAGAGCUCGACAGGUACAAGAACGCGAACACGAAGCUUGAGGAGGAGCUUAAGCAAGCAACUUCGACCUCGCGAAGCCCGACUAAAGAGCAGACUGCGGAGUGGGAAGCGGAGAGGACGUCACUGCGCACGGAGCUUGCAAAGGUUCAGGACAGCAUGAAGACAACCGUCGUCCAUCUUGAGAGCCAGCUAUCCACACUGCAGUCCGAACUGACCGCAGCGCGACAGGAAGCUGAAUUAGCAGCGAACCGGACCAAGCAAGCCGAGUCCACCGCGAAUCAAUCUCGCGCUGACCUUGACUCUCUUCGUCAGCAGUACACUGCCGUCGAAGAACGUGCACGCGAGGCAGAGAACCGGGUGCAAAUGUUCCUCGAUCAGUUCGAGAACUCUGUAGACAGCUACCGCCGCCAGUCACAGGUGCCGGGAGGCAGCAGUAACGGUGAAAUCACGCGUCACCGCACACACGACAGCAUCGCUUCAGCCGACUCCCUCUACAGCCACAACGACGGCUCAAGCACCCCAGAAGCACCCAACAACCGCCCAGCAUCCACCGCAACCCGCAAUUCCAUGGCGCUGGACAACCUUGCCUCAGAGCUCGACGCUCUGCGGAGUCACUGGGAGACCACAAACAAAGCGUACCGCCUCAGCGAUCGAUUCGACUUCGAGCGCACACCCACGAAAGAGCAGCACGACACUAACGAGGGCAUUUCGCAAUGGAGAGACUCGGUUGACUCCGAGAUCUCGAUCCAGGAGAUUGCGCCCAAGAAGCCGGCUCAAGCGCAGGCCUCGACUGCACCGGCGACGAAUGGGCCACCAGCUGGCAUGCUUUGAUGAUAUUGAUGAUUGUUUGUUUGAUUUGGAGCACUGACGGGCACGACACUCGGAGCCGAUACAUGAGCGCUCAUGGCCACAACUCACCUAGAGUUGGGGCUGGUUAGGUUCUUGGGUUUUGCUUUUCGUAC
Messenger RNA from Macroventuria anomochaeta, 5056 nucleotides. RefSeq names its product cell polarity protein-like protein. Lineage: Eukaryota; Fungi; Ascomycota; Dothideomycetes; Pleosporales; Didymellaceae. The coding region runs from base 435 to 4925 and encodes 1496 amino acids. The transcript has 3 exons. Gene Ontology annotation, molecular function: protein binding. Gene Ontology annotation, biological process: regulation of cell shape. The record is from RefSeq and is a predicted model, not a curated record.